UUCUUAGAAAACAAGAAUUCUUCCAAGUCUUUCCUGGUGUUGCUGAAAGAAUGGACGAGGAUGAUCAUUUAGACCUGUUAGCUUCUCUCUUAGUAGAGAAUGAAGCAGAAGAUUCUGCAGGGAAUGAAAGAGCAGCUGAAGAUCAAGAUGAGUAUGAUUUACUCUUUGAGGCAGAAGAUGAUGAGUCCUACACUGAGGAGGUGGAAGCAGAAGAGGCAGGGUCCGCUUGUAACCAGGAAAAUGUGGUAGAGUUGUUUGGUGAUGUGGCUGACCUGUCGGAGGACGAGGAGAAAAAGGAAAAUGUUCAGAAGGUGUCCCAUCCUGUAGCUCUUGAUCAAGGGAAAGAACAUUCCAAUGAAGAUCUUCAAGAGGAGUUGAGAAAAUUGCAAGAGCAGAUGAAAAAAUUACAGGAACAGUUACGUAUGACAGUGAUAGGAAAGCCAGCUGAUUCUGAUCCUUGCAAGAAAACAUCGGGUAAAUCAACUGCUGCUGUUAUUAAGGAAAGGACUCUUUCAAAAGUUCAAGAAUGUCCAUCUUUUUCUGCCCAGCUGAACUGUCCAGUUUUACCGUUGUCCAAAAGUCAUUGCCCGAAGCCCAAACCUACCAUUGCAG
This is a messenger RNA of Python bivittatus (Burmese python), 612 nucleotides long. The record is from RefSeq and is a predicted model, not a curated record. NCBI's taxonomy places the organism in Eukaryota, Metazoa, Chordata, Lepidosauria, Squamata, Pythonidae.